GGUUUUCGAGCACCUUCACCGGAGAAAGGAGACCUAAAGAUGACCAAGUGUUUGAAGCCUUGGGAACAACAGAUGAACUGAGUUCAGCCAUUGGGGUGUGUCCAGUCAAUGGAAGGCACCAGCAGGAGAUGGGACACUGGUGGAGAGAGGCACAGGAACAUCUGUGCCCAGGGACUCUUGCUCAGCCAGCUGCGUGGCUUCUGAUGGUGGCCCUGCUGAGAAUCUAGCUCUCCCGGUCUAGAGCACCUUUGACCUUCCCUUGCCCCUUCAGGCCCCUGCUUUUGCGAAUCUUUGCCAUCCGCUGGCCAUCCCCUAACUCUUCCCACACUCUGUUAUUAGUCCCCUUGCCAGCCUUUCCCACGGGAACCCUGCAAAUGCACUGCUGACUCUUCCCUGCCAGGACCCUGACUGGUAGAGAGGGGGGCGAAGUCUGGAGGGAGGGAGGAGCCGGGUCCUAUCUGCGUCUGGGGCUUUCCCUGUCCCACCUGCCUUACCAGGAACUCUUGCUCAGCCUUCAAAGUCCCACUUCCAGCACUGCUUCCUCCAGGAAGCCCUCCCUGAACUCCAGCCAAGGCCAAGGUUCCCAGGACUCUGGCCCUUUCCUCCAGAGCACUGACUUCACAUUCAGUCGUGUGAUAUCUGAUUCACGCCUCCCGCUCCUGCCAAAUAGAGCCCGUGUCCCUUGCGCUCACACUGAAUUGCCUGGACCUGGCGGGCAUAGGCAUUGAGAAAGAAAGUGUUGACUGGAUGAGUAAUGAGCAUAAGAAAAGGCAUUUUGAGCAGCAAACACCCCUAACCAAACAAAAGGUUAUGAUGUUCUCACUGUCAACGAGAAAAAGAACACUGUUGUGUUAGAGCUGAAUUAGUUAAACGAGAACUUCCUGCCUCAUGUACGGCAGGGCCCACAGACAUGAUGUUAGUGCCGGAUUCUUUUCUUUUUCCUUGUAGGUUCGCUUUGGAAUUAGUCACAGAAAAAGGCCACCCGUUUGCUGAAGAGCUUCAGAAAAUCCAGUGCUCACUGCAGGACGUCGGCUCUGCCCUGGCGACCCCGCGAUCCUCGGCCAGGGAGGCUCACCGAAGAUGUGCUGCGUUCGAGGCGGGGCCCAUCGUGGAGCUAGAGCAGUGGAUCGACAGAUACUCCAGCCAGCUUCCCCCGCUCACGGCGUUUAUCCUGCCGUCCGGAGGCAAGAGCAGCUCGGCGCUCCACUUCUGUCGGGCCGUGUGCCGCCGAGCAGAGAGACGACUGACCACCCGCUGCCCCAACACCUCCAAGUCAGGAAGAGGAAGGACCCAAAAAGCUGCUGACAGCCUUUUCGAAGAAACUUGGGGAGAGUUCCCUGCAGAGCCUCCACGUACCCCACUCAUAACACCAGCUGCCACCCGGCUUUCCGGAGAAUGGAAGGUGGUGCCUCUUGUCCAGAUGGGUGAGACGGACGCUAACGUGGCCAAGUUUUUAAACAGACUCAGCGACUAUCUCUUCACGUUAGCCAGAUACGCAGCCAUGAAAGAGGGGAAGCAGGAAAAAAUCUACAAGAAAAAUGACCCGUCGGACCAAGCCUGAGGCACCCGGACGUUAACGCAGAGGGGGAGAUCUGUGGACCCCUUGAGGUGAAGAGUUUGUCCUUCCUGUCCGGAUCCCUGAAGGUCUUGUCCAGGGGAGCUGGUGGGGACCCCCGCCCGUCCCGCUAGGCUCUCCUGGGUCCUAGAGGAGGUGGUAACGACUGAAUUCAGCAUCCAGGAAAACAAGGCGAAGUGAUGUCGGCAACAAAGAGCCACAUAGGAAAAAAUUAAAAGUGGGAAAAGCUCAAGCUGUGUGUGUGUGCGCGCACAUGUGUGCGUGCGUGCGCUCGGGCAUGUGCAUGUGAGUGGUGAGAGAGCCCUUCCCCGGCCUGCUCAGGUGGCAUAAGGAUUUGGAAUGAUACGAGAGGCCCUUGGAAAUGUAAUUGGGGUUUAGCUGAGCCAGAGGGGCUGUAAAUGUCACGCUUAUAAAGGGGAAGGCGGACGGGGUUUGGAAGUUCGGUCACCUCUGAGCCACCAUCCCCCCUGCGUGUGGGGGCAGGGCAGCCGCACGCUCACAGGCGGGGCCUCGCCACUUGAUCUGGACUCAGGUGUGCACAGCAAGAGUGCCCUCCCGGCGGGGAGCCUUCCUCCUUCCAGGGACAGGGGACAAGGGACCAAGGGACGGCCUGGCUUGGAGCAAGACUUCUUUCUCCGCUGGCGUAGGCCUCUGAGAUCCAUGCCAUGGCUGUACUUUUCUCACUGUCUUGUCGCCUCCACCCCCUCCCACCGCGAGGUGCCACUGUCAGUGCCAGCUGUGUCCUUGGGAAGGGGAUAUUUACGCCGGGCGAGGAGGUGGCCCGAGGACGUGAAGAUGGCGCACUGCUAAUUGCGGGGAAUGACUCCGGAAGGGCAGGCCCUCGCUACUGUCAGGGCCAAGACGCCUGGUGAACCGGGCUCGGCAGUCAUUCCGUACGGAGCCCCUGCUUAGCGUCGGGCACGGGCUCGGCUCUGGAAGCGGGUCACUCAGCUGUCCUCCUUGCCAGCAGGUCUGCAAACGUUAACAUGAUUGGUCACAUAUUAAGUUUUGCUCUCAUUUCUCACCGCUCUGCCCGAAUAUUUUGCUGAAGGAACAAGUACCUUUCAUCCUUCUGGGUCCCUGACCUCCUGGCAGGCGAUAGCCCUCCUGGGCAGAGUGACUGAGGUGCAGGUGAUGUGGGUGAGGGUGAAAUCCCUCCAGGAGGCCUGCCCCACCCCCUGCCCAGUGGUUAGUGCCAGGCCUGGUCCCCAGCGGGUGCUCCGCAUUUGUGAGCAGAGCUGAAAGCCCUGAUGGCAGCAGCAUUCAGAGGGGCCGAAGUGGCUAACUGCCUUGCUCAGGCCAGGCCGGCCACACGGGCGUGCGGGGAACCCCUCCAUCCCCCGCUCCUGCCCCCGCCUCACAGUCUUCCUGGAAGGCAGGGCACGUACCCUGAAACGCUCCCCGCCAUGGCCAAACUCCCUAGAAAAGGACAGAAGAAGCUCUUUGAGUAAAUACAGCAUGAAACGAUGCUUUGAAACAAAGCAGCUCCCCUCUCCCCAAAUCCUGUCCCCAGCAGCUCUUGCUGGGAGGGGUGCGGCAGGCCGGGGUUAACCCCGGCCUCCCAGGCCCACCGCUGCCUGCCGUCCAGCUGACACACGCUCCCUGAGAGACGGCCCAGGCACAGGGCAGACCUGGCACCUCUGAGGGUGUCUCCCGUGUUGCCAGGCUGGGAAAAGCAGAGUAAGCCUGCUCUGGGGGCAGACCGUCAUCGGUUUGGGACACAUGCCUUCCAGUGGUGCCUGAUGAAGCCACUCUGGAGCCAGAGGCAGGAGAGACGCACCCCACUGUGCACACCGGGCAGAACAUCCUCCCAUGUGGCAAACCCAGUGGGGAAAGCUCAUGGAAAGCGCCGCCAUCCAAAUGUGUGACCAAGUAGACGGCCCGCGUUGCCUGAUCUGCCCGCCGCUGGCCGCCCCCCUGCGCAGCAGCGUGGGGGUUGAGAAAGGAACGGCAGGCUGCUUUUACUUAAAACUGUCAUGUCUCUGGGCGCCUGGCUGGCUCGGGCGGUGGGGCAGGUGACUCUUGAUCUCAGGGCCGUGAGUGCCAGCCCUGCGCUAGGCAUACAGAUUAUUUAAAAAUUAAAACAAUGGUGAUGCCUCAUUGAUAGAGAUCUUCUGCCUCCUUUUAAUUUUUUUAAACUGUCCCAUGGAACUUUCACUUCCCUUGAUUCCUGGGGUUUUGAGCAUUUCCUACAUACACUGGCAAUCCUCACCUGCCUGCCCCUGGGCCAGACCCGGGUCUCGGGGACCCCUUUAGGACCCCUGGCAGAGCAGAGCUGGGGGCUGACUGUGCUGGGCCCGAUCCGGGGCACCAGGGACGCCAGCUUGUUCAAACCUCACGGCAGCCCUGAGGCAGGCACUCUGCAGAGGGAGAAACUGAGGCUCGGGGGAGGCAUCUCGUCUCAGGGGGCGUGGGCCCAGGCCAGGGGACCUGGUGUCUUCCCCUCCACCGCCACCUGACAGUCGUUUUAAUCACGACCUGGGCCGCCGAGAACAAUGUCAGACGCUAAUAGAUUCUGCCGUCUCAUUUCUCAACCUAGUUUCCCUUAACUGAUCUCUCCUGGCUAUGGUUAAUGUGCAUUUUUCACCGAGUAAUUUUCUCCGCCCGAACUUGUAACACAUCCCAAUGACAAACGUCCCGGUUCCGAAUCCCCCGUCAGCCGCAAUGUCACCCUCGCCUCCUCCCCGACACCUUCCUCCGACAGCCCAUCCAGUUUUAUGAUCGCUCUGUCCCAGUUAUCACUACUGAACCUUUAAGAAUCCAGACGUACUUCAAGUUUAAUUGAAUAAAAUUCCUUGUAUAAUAAA
Messenger RNA from Suricata suricatta (meerkat), 4383 nucleotides. RefSeq names its product metabolism of cobalamin associated B (gene MMAB). Gene Ontology annotation, molecular function: corrinoid adenosyltransferase activity. NCBI's taxonomy places the organism in Eukaryota, Metazoa, Chordata, Mammalia, Carnivora, Herpestidae. The transcript has 8 exons. The coding region runs from base 911 to 1561 and encodes 216 amino acids. The record is from RefSeq and is a predicted model, not a curated record.